Serinus canaria (Common canary) is the source of this 8018-nucleotide messenger RNA. RefSeq names its product ring finger protein 144B (gene RNF144B). The record is from RefSeq and is a predicted model, not a curated record. Lineage: Eukaryota; Metazoa; Chordata; Aves; Passeriformes; Fringillidae. Gene Ontology annotation, biological process: positive regulation of proteasomal ubiquitin-dependent protein catabolic process; protein polyubiquitination; ubiquitin-dependent protein catabolic process. Gene Ontology annotation, cellular component: ubiquitin ligase complex; cytoplasm; mitochondrial membrane. Gene Ontology annotation, molecular function: ubiquitin conjugating enzyme binding; ubiquitin protein ligase activity; zinc ion binding. The transcript is spliced from 8 exons. Bases 457 to 1368 code for a protein of 303 amino acids.
AGGGUGAGGGUGUGCCUUGGCAGGGAGCUGCCCGGGUGUCAGCGAUCACCUGCGGCUGAAUUGGGUCUCGGAUGGGAAGUAGGAAGUGCUGCGCUCAAGCUUCCUGUACAAAUAAAUGCAGCUUUCCCACAGCCACUGCAUGCGGGCUCUGGCGCGCCGGUAAGAUAUAAUGGCAGCACGCACUUAAUAGCAGGGAGGGGAUGAUUUCUCGGAGUGACACGGGGGCUGGGAGACGAGCCCUGCUGCAGCAUUUAAAAGUGUUCAGCUGUCAGACAGCCAGGGACGAGGAAGGGCGUGCGAGAGCGAUCGGCUCCGCUCCUCACCGCGAGCUCCGCGGCUCUGUGGCAUCGUGGUUCUUUGGGAAUGCCCGAGUCUGAGUGCAGCCGCUGAAAAGUCACACAGCUGGCAGUGAGCGCUACUCUCCUUUCAAGGCUGAGUUGCACCAUUAAUGACUGAAUGGGCUCUGCUGAGAAGCCUUGUCCUGACACCAUGACAGCUGAUGAGUCAGAAGCUGGAGAGUUAGCUCUGGAGCCUCUCCUCACGUGCAAGCUAUGUCUCUGUGAAUAUUCCCGGAAUAAGAUGACCACUCUUCAGGAAUGCAACUGCGUCUUUUGUACAGCGUGUCUAAAACAGUACAUGGAGCUGGCAAUUCAAGAAGGUUGUGGUUCCCCUAUCACAUGUCCAGACAUGGUAUGCUUGAACCAUGGGACCCUACAAGAAGCAGAGAUUGCCUGUUUGGUUCCUGUGGACCAGUUUGAGUUAUACAAGAGGUUGAAGUUUGAACGAGAAGUCCACCUGGACCCCCAGAGAACGUGGUGCCCCACAGCUGACUGCCAAACAGUGUGCCACAUCGCACCGAGCGAGUCGGGAGCGCCGGUGCCAGUGGAGUGCCCCACCUGCCACCUGACCUUCUGCUCCUCCUGCAAGGAGCCGUGGCACGGGCAGCACCUGUGCCAGGAAAACCCAACUACUCCAGUGCCAACCGAGCAGGGAUUCCUUAUUGGAGCAGAGACAGAUGCAUCAAUUAAGCAGUGCCCAGUUUGUCGAAUUUAUAUCGAGCGAAACGAGGGCUGUGCUCAGAUGAUGUGCAAGAACUGCAAGCACACGUUUUGCUGGUAUUGUCUACAGAACUUGGAUAAUGAUAUUUUCUUACGGCAUUACGACAGAGGCCCUUGCAGAAACAAGCUGGGCCACUCACGGGCUUCAGUGAUGUGGAACAGAACACAGGUUGUGGGGAUCCUCGUUGGACUAGGUAUCAUAGCGUUGGUGACCUCCCCCUUGCUGCUUGUGGCAUCUCCAUGCAUCAUCUGUUGCAUUUGCAAAUCUUGCCGGAGCAAAAAGAAAAAACCCAGCCUGCCGACAACCUAAAACUCUGUGUCUCUUUGAGUCUCCAUCUGUACAGCAUAUGUAUGUGAGGAAGCACAGUGGUUCUGUUUUGGUGCCAUACCUACCAAAUAAUGCCCCCUUUUUUUUUUGCCAGUUCUUGGGAUAAGUGCCUAUUCUUCACAGGCUACUCUAUAACUAACAAGUCCAGAUUAUUGUGCAGUACAUACAGUGUAGGUUUUUGCUUCCAGAAGAGGAAAACAGGACACCAUUCAGUCCUUCAUACCCUAAAUAUGAUAUGCCAUUCAAGACUGAUAGAACAUUCCCAUUUUCCAUCAGCUGCACAUGACUUGAUCCUGCUGCAUUACUCUGUCUUUGCAGAUUCAGUCAUUACUGUCGUGCUUGCUGUUGGUUCUUGGUGUCAUUCAGAUUUCUCAGAAAGUUUUGGGUCUUUUGUGAAAGAGGGAGAGGGAAAAGCCUGAUUAGGUUCUUCUGUCUAAUAGCUUGUGUCCAGUUAAAUGUAACAAACCAUUAAGCAAAUAUGUUUGGUAGUUUCUUGUCAAUUUGCUGCCAUGGCAUUUCUUUCAGCAUAUGUUUGGUAGUUUCUUGUCAAUUGGCUGCCAUGGCAUUUCUUUCAGCAUUGAAAUCUAUUUUAUUUUUGCCAUUGAUCUCAACUACAGAAGUAAAGAAACCAACAAAACUCUUUCUAAGAUAGGGCUCUCUUUUGAGAGACUGGACCUUGAGAAAGCUGCCAUUUUUUUUCACAUGAAACAUGACAUAUCUACCAUGAAAUACUAGGAAUAUGCAUAUUUCCCUACCAUUGGGCAUGCCUUUUGUCAGUACCAUGGGUGCAGAAAACUCACAGUGAAGGGAAUAUUGUAAGAAAGACUGUGAUACAGUUUCCAUUUUGUGCAGAGCAUUGGGAUCCUGGUUGGGUGUGUGUGCAGAGUGGCAGCAUGGGUGCAGAUAUACCAAGUACAUACGGGCAGACAGUAUAUUUUUUUACAGCAGUUUACAUGGGGUGGCAGCAAGAACCCUGUUAAAAAGUUACUGAAACCAGGCUAAGCCAAGCCCUCCUUCAAAACCUUAUGGACCUGCUGAAGUGAAUACUUGAGAAAUGCUGUGUAAAUGUGACCUCCGUCCAUUGGUGGGUAUUUCUUUCGUCCUGCUCAAGGGUAACAAACUCUGUUACUGAUAUUUUUUAGUUACUCUAAAUCUGGAAGGCGGUCAUUUAAUAAGUGCUUCGUUUUAAUUUGGUGCCUCAACACCAAACCAAUUCAAACCCUGUUAUCAUUUACACCUGUAUAAGUUCGCUGAAAGCUCACUGAAGAGCUGGAAUUACUGCAGCUCUUUAGUCAGGAGUAGCUGAGAUCAGACUCUACUCCCUGGAGUUUAUUUCCUUAAUGGAUGGUGCUCCUCACAACCGGGGCCAGUGGCGCUUUUGUUCUGAACUCCCGUCUGUGUAUUCUAUAUCUGUGGGAACAGAUUCAAGUUUGCACUGUAUAAUUGGUUGUAAUUCCAAACCCCUUUCCACAAGGGCUGCAGGGUUUGAAGAGAUGCUCAGCCCCAGAGCGGUAUCGGGCUCGCACUCUGCCCGGCUGCCCCUCUGGGAGCGCGGGUCAGCCGGGAGUCCUGCGAGGGUGCUGUGAGUGCUGGCUGUGUGUGCUGCUUGGCCGAGCCUCAGGAACUUCGCCUUCUUGGCAGCUGUAAAUGUGACCUUUUUUUCUGUUUAACUUCGCUCUCUGGUUACUGUAACAAAAGUGGCAGUUUUUUUCUUUUGAGAAAGUGUAGUCUGUUGAGCAGACUAGCAAGGACAGAGGCCUUAAACGAUACUGUCUGUUUUACUUUUUAAUUGAUUUCUUUUAUAAAUACUGUCUCACUUUGCUACCAGUCGUGGCUGGAGGGCAGGCAGUGCUCGCCAGUGUGAAAGGCUGUAUUUAUUCUUCAUCCUCAGCUUUGAAGGGAAGCAGAACGGUAGACAGUACAUUCUAAAUACAGAGUGCAAUGCAGGCAACUGCCAUUUAUAAUAAAUAAAGAAUGUUUUCUGUAUGUGUUUUCUUGAAGAGCACUAAUGGUAGUGCUUUGGGGUACUUGUGACAGAUUAAAGUGUCCAGCCCUUGGCUUUGCACUAUUUUUCUACCUAUGUUUUUAUGGCACUACUGUCAUUUUCCAUUUUAUUUAUGAACUUGAAGUUGCAAGUCUUACUUUAACAAAGCCUCAAGGACAAAUAUGUAGGAGCUGUACAGUCUCUUUAACCGUAACCAGCAUUGCAAUGUACCAAGAUCCUUUGCAUGUCAAAAUUUGAGCGUUUUUCAUGUUUUGUGAUCUUGCCCAUGACUGAUGCAUCCUUUGCUAGUCUGGUUUCUUUCCUUGUCCUCUCCCUCCUUCUGCUGGCCUGUUUUUGCUAAAAUGCCUAUUGGAAUGAGGGUGGAGGAUCUUUUUUUCAUUAAUACUGUUGUGUUAAUGAAACUGUCAGGUUCUCCCUCUGCUAAAGAAAGGCAGCUGAAGGCAGCUGUCUUGCACCAGUGCCUGGUGGGCAUACCAAAACUGGUAUAAAUUAAUCAUGCAGGAGCUAACACAGCCUGGCAGUCUCAGUGCCAGUCCAGACAUCUAAGAAAUCUAGAUGUAGAUUGGUAGCCCAGGCUUUUGCUGGAGGUCUUUACACAAAAACUGGAUAAGGAGAACACGAGCUAUAGGUGCCACUUCCUUUGGCUGUGUAGAUGCUACAAAUGGACCAAGAAAGACGCUCUAGACACCUUCAGAGCUUAAAAUGAAAGCUUUGCAACAAUGAUUUUUUUAAAAAGGCCGUGUCCAGUGCUCCAUGUAUCCUGGCUUUUCAAAUUGCAUGGGAAUACUUGAGCAUGUGCAUUAAGUAGACCCUGGCCUGGCCAAGUCAAGCAUUACCUGUGCUGGAGUGCUAGGAGCAGGAAAGCCCUGAUGCUUUGUUUUCCAGAAGGCAGCUAUUUUGCACCAACUGGCUAUGCUCACAGAGUUUCCAGGGAAACAUUUUAGCAGGAAUCUUUUUACAGUGUUGGCUUUUGCUUUUGUGUUGCUUUGGUUUGUUUUUUAAUUUUGUAAGAAACAUUAAAGUCACUUUAUAAAAGAUUUAUUGAAAGCAUGACAAACAGUACUAGUAAUAUUUAGGGAGAACGAAAAAAGACAGGACUCUGACUACAUCUGACUCUUCUUAAUCAAGGUAUCUGUAAAUCCACUCUCCUGAGCUCCCUCUGUGUGAUGUAGUUGGUGCACAUCACCAGCUACCAGGCUUCACUGCUCCUCCCAUCUCUCUUCUUGCCCUUGUGGCAGGUGGCUGGUGUGGGGGCAGCAGCCAGGGAAGAGCCCAGGGCUGUGGCAGUGCGGGUACUACACAGGAACAAUUGCCCACCCUGGACUCAUCACCGGUUUGUUCUUGGACCUUUAACCACUGAGAGACACCUUGGGGGUUUUGGGCCUUUAAUGUUACAUUGAGAGCAUUCACAGAUGUCUCUUGGAGAACAGAAGUGGAAAGUACUCCAUUCCUUCUGAACCAGGAGCAUUCAGACCUUAUGACAAAUGUCUCUAGGUAUUUAAAGGUCAGUUCCUAAACUUAAGAGACCAGUGCUGGAAAUCUGGAUUUGUACUGCAUCUGGCCACAAAUCUCCAUGGACACAUACCACAUCAUUUCCCAUCAGUCACUGGAUCUGUGUCAAAUACAGCUGAAGAUCCCAUUCAGAAUUCCAUGUCCUUGUGUUAAAAUGAGCAUGAUGAUACUUGCUCCCAAAUCCAUCUCUUAAUAAAAAGAAGAUACUUGUCAUGCUACAGCAUAAGUGCAUCUCUGCAGUAUUUAUUUCAGAGCUAUAGUGGGUGCUCAGUGCUGCCCUUCAGUAAGUGAUGGUUUAUUUUUGGUGCAUGGGGUUGCUCACCCCAAAGAAGGGCACAAGGGGUAACAAUAAUGAAUGUUUCUCAGUGCUUUAAUAAUGCCAAAUGCUACGUCUUGUUGUCUGUCCAGUAACACAGCAUGAAGUCCAAAGAUAUGUUUAAAAUGUGCCGAAAGUUUACUUGAAUGAACUAAGAGAAACUGGAUAUUGCCUCUAUAUUUGCAUGAGGAAAUAAGUACAAGUGGGCAGGUACAACUGCAUUUCCACAACUUUUGGCCACUCCAUUUUUUGGUACCACAAUGGGUGGUUGUGUCUGCUGCUUUAAAAAUUUGAAAUCUGUUUUGCACUGUAAUCUCCUUCUCCCAGUCAUUCUUUCUCAUAAUUCCUUUUAUGAUCUUAUUUUCCUUCCUGUAUUUCAGGCCAAAGAGUCUUAGAGCAAACCUAGUAGAUUUCUUUGUAUGAGGAUAAAAAUCUUCCAGCCAUUUUCUCCCAGGUUUUAAAAAGAUAUUUGAUGCUGAAUUACCUGACCAAAGUUAGAAAUUCCAGACUUGGCUUGUUUAGAAAAACUUAUUGAGAGUUAAGAAGUUCUCAUGUAACACCUAAAUAAUGGCUGCUUUGUUAGAACUCAUAGAUAAGGGAGUCAAGCAGCUUUUGAGCUUCACAAAAGAGAUACUUCUAUUGUUAAGCAGACUUCUUUGGAAAUGUUCUGGGGGAAAAAACCCAAACCCCCUACAUCCUGUAGACAUAUUUUUAUUGUAUCAAUCAAAAAUACUUCUCUUGUAUAGAUUCAUAAUUUAAGGAUUCAAACUCUCUGGAGGCUUUCUAGGGUAUACUUACCCAGGAAGAUAAUCUUAUAAAUAGGCUGAGGCAGUUGAACAGUGUGCUAGUUGUAAAACAGUUGUCAGACAUCUCUCACACAUGAGUGUGUAGGAUGAGAUCAUAAUUUACAUGGCUCGAAAUAAAGAUGUGAAAAUUUACCUUUCCUGGAACAGCAAGAGUUGGUUCUUCUGAAGCCUUCUGGAAGGUUAACUUAACUGCUAAGGCUCUGGAGAACUUCAGUCUCAUUUUAAUUUGUACUCUAGUUAGCAAAGUAAUGAAGUGAGAGCUGAAUGAUGUUGCUGAACAGGAAGCCCAAAGGUCUGUCUUGUGUCAUGACACUCAAGUUUCUCAUAACCAAUGUGGUCUUAUAAUUUAUUAUUAUAAUGUAUCCAAUGCAAAUAUAAUUUAUAAUUAGUAAUUAUAAAAUACUAAGGAUGAAGUAUCAUUGCCUUUAUCAUAUAAUAUUUAUUUUAAUUGCACUCCUACUGGAAGACUUUUCUCUUCUGCUUCCCGUAGAGGUCAUGGUGCACCUGCUAAGUAAAUUUGUGUGAUAUGGUUCAGUCCACAGUAAAUGUUUCCUACUAUUUUGUAGUUAUACAGAGGUUUUUUUAUGAUCCCUCAAGUUAGUUCUUUGAAUCAAGUAAAUCUCUAUUGUUAGGAAAGGUAAAUUUCCUAGCAAUGAAUUUUAUUGACCAUCACAAUCUGAGCUAUAAAAGACUAUACUGAUUGACAAGGUCCACCAGCUCUUUUGAGGACACAACCUUAUUCUUCUCCCUUCUUCCCAAGAAACCUUAUCUUUUCUUGGAUGAAAAUUAAGGAUGUCAGUAAUUUGCUUAUGCCUUCUGGAUGUCCAGACAGAAGCUGCAGCUUCUGGUGGUGACAUGCCAGGAGAUCCCAGACAGAUUGAAUGUGUGAUGCUGCAGCAUGUGUGCAGUGAGUUGCUUAAAUUUCAACAAGGUGCCUGAGCUUUUUGGCUUCCUGGGGCCCAUGCAGGAUGUGGUGGAUGUCGUGCACAAGGGACUUGGCCAGGUGAGGCUUCCAGUGUCACCAGCUCUAUGGCAUGUGUUAUCCUGGGCUGUAUCACCUUGUUUGAGUGUAUCCCAGAUCUUCAUCAGGGGCCCUGUCUCAAGCUUGCCCUUUUCCAUAGCUACCUGCCCACUUCCAAAACACCCCAGAACCCAGAGAAAAUGUGUUCAUUUUCCAAGUCUCUCACUGCUGGCCUGGUCCAGUUUCACAGAAGCUUCAGUUCACAUGAGCUAUUUGGAGCUCAGCUGGUCUGAUCAUUGACUUUUCCCUAGUGAUGAAGAGAAGCAGAACUAUUCCAUAUGCUGGUAUUGGUGUCACAGGAUGCCAUCACCAAGAGUUGCUGUGUGAGAGCUCUUGUGUCUGCCUCAGCAUUGCUUAAUUCUGAAAAAAGCCUGUGUUUUAAAUGUGUGUACAUGGAGGUGUCAAAGUGUGACACCAGGUGUGUUUGUGUGCAUGGUGUGAACCAGCAGUGGCCACAGACCCCUGUCCUGCCCCUCGCAGAUUUUACAUUCUGUUUAUCAGGUUUUUUGGGUUUUUUCUUUUCCUCUGGGUAGCACACUUUCUUCACCACUUUUCUUCUGGUGAAGGGCGAAAGGGUUUGAUCUUUGUAAGAUUUGUUAAAAUAUUUUUGUGUUUAUAAGAAGAAAGCUGCCGUAUAAAGAAAUAAGUGCUUUUGUAAAAUUUUUUUUUUGUGGUAUGAUUCAGCAUUUAAAUGUUUUACAGAUGCAAUUUUUUGCACUCUCUCUGCAUAUAUUCAUAAAAAUUAUAUUUAUUUUCUGUCUUUAAGGUUUACUUUGGUUUUUUUUUUCUUCUGAUGUUAUAAAAUGCAAUAUGUGCAACAUUAAAAAAAUCAGUGUAAAGACAUUAUCUCAUUUUGUUGUAAUCUUCAACUGCCUUUAAAAAGAUAACAUAGAAAAUUUAUGGAAAUAAUUUCAAUACAUCAGAGAUGCUUAAUGGAAAUUUUGAGGAUAAAAGAAGGUGAAAAAGCUUGAA